Messenger RNA from Ceutorhynchus assimilis (cabbage seed weevil), 582 nucleotides. The record is from the annotation of a GenBank genome assembly. Lineage: Eukaryota; Metazoa; Arthropoda; Insecta; Coleoptera; Curculionidae.
AUGAAUAAGGUGGGCCAAAGUACCAAUAUUCAAAUAGCUCACCGCAAAUGGGACCUUUACGAACUUCCUACAUUGCGUGAGACUUCAGCCGAUAUUUGGACUUUAAAAACUAGCAACAGUUUGGAGCGACCCCGCUUUCUUAUAAUCGGUUUCCAAAAAAACGAAAAUUGUGAUAAGAAAGAAAAAGACGCCACAGAAUUUACUACGGCUGAUGUGAGCGACAUUCGCUUAUACCUGAAUUCCUCGGUAUAUCCAUAUGAAAGAUGGAAUCUAGAAUUUUCAAAGAAACUGUAUGCACCAGCAUAUUACAACUAUGAAAAUUUCCAAAGUAGUUACUAUGGACGUGAGAUGAACGAGCCAAUGUUGGAUUUUGCAGAGUAUUUACAAAAUCCUGUGUUUAUUAUCGAUUGCAGCCGACAACCAGAAGCCGUGAAGUCCUCCACAGUGGAUGUGAAAAUAGAAUUUCAAACAAGAAAGACUAAAUUUCCAAAAGACACUAAAGUUUAUGCGUUAAUAAUUCACGACACUUAUUUUAGUUAUAAUAUGUUAAAUGGUUCUGUAGCAAAUAGAUCCCUGUAUUAG